This is a messenger RNA of Cladocopium goreaui, 669 nucleotides long. The record is from the annotation of a GenBank genome assembly. NCBI's taxonomy places the organism in Eukaryota, Dinophyceae, Suessiales, Symbiodiniaceae.
AGCAAGUCACAGCUGUAGAUCUCAUGCAGCGCUUGCCUGCAUGGCGGUCGUUGCCCAGGAGGCCCACCUCGGGGGCACGAGCAGCUGCAGCGGCAGCAACUCAGGCAGAAUCUGCCACGGCGCUUUUCAGCACUUUUGAAGCGGACCCAAAGGUGGACCGUAGCACAAUGUCGGGCACUUGUUCUCCAAAGCAAGCAGCUCUGCAGGCACUUUCCUCUCGGACCCCACCCAGGUCUGUGAGUGUUGCUGAAGCGGUGUCUUGCUUCAAGGAGAAGGCCAAUGCCUCUCUGCAAUCAUACUUGGCCUUCGAUCCUCAAGCGCAGGUCCCUAACAAGGACCAGCACGUGCAGGACGUGAAAGCAAAGGUGUCGUUUUCACAUUUUUCACCAGCUCCCAGGUCCUUGGUGAGCCCAGCACCUCUGCGAGGAGUUGAGCCAGUGGCUGUUGCAUCACAAACAGAUCAGGCACUUUCAGAGGCCCACCACGAUACGGCCGAUGAGGUGACCAAGCACUUGAUGCAAGCAAGAGACAAAAUCGAGGCAGUGGAGCGGGAGUUUGCACAGAUCAUGAGCGAGCUUGCUGCGUACGGCCAAUGUGCUAACCAGGCAGAUGGAUGUUGAAACAUUGUGCUUCCAUGGAGCGGGACAAGAAAGACCAAGGAAGACCAAG